ACGCCUUUUGAAGCAAAAAAAAGGCCACGCACAAUCCAUUUCCCCUCCGUUCCAAAUGGAAGCCGAAGACCGUAACCCGCCCACCAUCUACUCCGUCUCUUCCGUCGACUCGCCCGAGUUCACCCGCUUCACUCGCGCCCUAACUCGCUCAUCCGUCAUCGGCCUCGACGCCGAGUGGCAGCCUCUCCGUGUCCACCAGCCCACGUUCCCCACCGUCUCCCUCCUCCAAAUCGCCUGCCGAUCAGCCGGCGACGACGACGAUUCAUCGGUUUUCCUACUGGACCUCUUAGCGAUUCCUCUCCCGUCAAUCUACGGACUGUUGAAGGACGUGUUCGUUUCACCAGAGGUGCUGAAACUGGGGUUUAGGUUCAAGCAGGAUCUGGUUUACUUGUCUUCCACUUUCUGCUCUCAAGGCUGCGACCCUGGUUUUGAUAGGGUGGAACCCUUUCUGGACAUUACAAGCAUUUACAAUUAUCUACAACACAAGCAACUAGGAAGAAAGAUACCGAAGCAAAUCAAGAGCUUGGCAACCAUCUGUGAAGAAGUGUUGGGCAUCUCUCUUUCAAAGGAACUUCAAUGUAGUGAUUGGUCAUGUCGUCCCCUUACAGCAGAGCAAAAAGCAUAUGCAGCUGAAGAUGCACAUUGUUUGCUUGAAAUCUUUAAGGUCUUCCAGAUCAAGGUUAGCAAAGAAGGGGAUUCUUUCGGUGAAGUCACUGAACUUAGUUUCUCUCAUCUAGAUCUUGGGUUGAAAGAGAUUCUUGAGAAGCCUAAUAGUUGUGAUAAAAUCUUGCGGACCAAAUUCAGUGAAGCUUUAGAGAUUGUCCGAGCUACUACAUCUUCUGAAUCCUCUCAUAGAGUACUUUCUGCAAGGAGAGAAGUACCUGAUGUGUCAUGCAUGAAUACCAUACCAAUGGAUGGUUCGCUAUUGCAGAUUGUUCAGAUACAUGGUGAUAGAAUCCUAUUAAAGGAAUCUGACAGAAAACCUAAAAUGUCCAGAAAGAAAGGAAAAAGAAAACCUUCUGAAAGUUUGAUAUGCAAAGAAAGGCGAUCAGAAAAGGUCGAUGAUUGGCAAGGCCUUCCACCUUGGGACUUGUCCUUGGGUGGUGAUGGAUGCCCGAAGUUUCUAUGUGAUGUGAUGGUAGAAGGCUUGGCAAAACAUCUUCGGUGUGUUGGAAUAGAUGCUGCAGUUCCAUAUGCUAAAAAGCCUGAAACCAGGGGCUUAAUAGACCAAGCACAAAGAGAGAAGAGGGUGCUUCUGACACGAGAUGUCAAGCUUUUGAGACAUGGAUAUCUAUUAGAAAAUCAAAUAUACAGAGUGAAGAGUCUUCUGAAAAAUGAACAGCUGCUUGAGGUAAUUGAGACUUUCCAAUUGAAAAUUAUUGAGGAUCACCUGAUGUCAAGGUGCACCAAAUGCAAUGGUAGGUUUGUUCAAAAACCACUAACAACAGAGGAGGCUGUUGAAGCUGCGAAGGGUUUCCAAGUGAUUCCCAACUGUUUGUUUAACAAGAAUUUAGAGUUCUGGCAGUGCAUGGACUGCAACCAACUCUACUGGGAGGGAACCCAAUACCAUAAUGCAGUACAGAAGUUCAUCGACGUUUGCAAGCUAAAUGCGUAACUCAAAUGCCACCAAUCCUCGGCGAAUAUUUGCAACGGGUAUCGUAUUUUAUUUGUUCUAAUUUCUUGUUAUGUUGUAUUUGUUACUGUCAGAUAACACGUGUAUUUGUUUUGGUUUAUUUAUGAAGCUUCAAUCUGCCAUUGCUACC
Molecule: messenger RNA, 1763 nt
Organism: Rhododendron vialii
Lineage: Eukaryota; Viridiplantae; Streptophyta; Magnoliopsida; Ericales; Ericaceae
Exons: 8
Coding region: 56-1615 (519 amino acids)
Biological process (GO): nucleobase-containing compound metabolic process
Molecular function (GO): 3'-5' exonuclease activity; nucleic acid binding
Source: RefSeq, a predicted model, not a curated record